GGAGUGGGGGCCCCCCCCUUGGGAGGAGUGGGGGGCCCCCCCUUGGGAGGAGUGGGGGGCCUUGCCGCUCCCCACGCGGUGGUGAGAACUCAGCCGAGACAAGCGGAGGAAUGGGGGCCAGGAGGAGGGGUCACAGCCCCCCAUUGUGCACAAGGCCCCACUGCCGUCACGUUGAUGUCCAUGCCAGUCUGGUCAAGUGGUCUCUUCUCCUGCUACCAGGAUCUCUACUCCUGCCUGCUGGGCUGCCUCUGCCCCUGCGCGCUGAUCGGCGGGCUGGCGAGUGACAUGGGGGAGAGCUCCAUGCUGGGGUGUCCGUGCUGGAUGCAGGCCGCGGCCAACGCGAUGCGGGCGUCCAUCCGCGAGAGAUACCGCAUCAGCGGCUCCCUGUGUAACGAUCUCCUCACCCUCCACUGCUGCUUACCGUGCGCCACGUGCCAGAUGCACCGCGAGGUGUCCGUGCGGGGCUGGCACCGGGGACGCAACAGCAUGGACGGCCUCCUGCGCUCCGCUGGAUUCAACCCCUACGCCGAGCCCGGCAUGGGCAUCAAUACCAGGGCCAUGGCCUGAGGCUGGAGGGCCAUGCCCCUGAGAGGCCGGUAGCCACGCCCCCCCCCACCCCAGAGGUUGGUGGCCACGCCCCUUCUCUGCCAAGACUGGCGUAGCCAUUCCCCUUCCCAGUGGCCACUCCCCAUCGUGGUCACCACGCCCCCUCGCGGUGACCACGCCCCUCAGUGGCCACUCCCCUUGAGUGGCCGCUCUCCCUCACGGUGGCCACUCCCCCUCACGGUGGCCACUCCCCAACACGGUGGCCGCUCUCCUCAGUCGCAACUCUCCUCGAUGACCAAUCCCGCCAAACGUGGCCACUCCCCCUCAACGCGGCCACUCCCCCUCAACGCGGCCACUCCCCCUCAACGCGGUCACUCCCACCCAUAGUGGCCACUCCCAUCCACAGUGGCCACUCCCCCUCAAUGCGGCCACUGCCCCUCACAGUGGCCACUCCCCCUCAAUGCGGCCACUCCCACCCA
Petromyzon marinus (sea lamprey) is the source of this 1025-nucleotide messenger RNA. RefSeq lists its product as uncharacterized. NCBI's taxonomy places the organism in Eukaryota, Metazoa, Chordata, Hyperoartia, Petromyzontiformes, Petromyzontidae. The record is from RefSeq and is a predicted model, not a curated record.